Messenger RNA from Hypomesus transpacificus, 2971 nucleotides. It is a transcript of the gene angptl5, whose product is annotated as angiopoietin-like 5. The record is from RefSeq and is a predicted model, not a curated record. The transcript has 8 exons. Lineage: Eukaryota; Metazoa; Chordata; Actinopteri; Osmeriformes; Osmeridae. Bases 1625 to 2806 code for a protein of 393 amino acids.
CUAUAGCGACACGCUCCAGUAACCCCCUCCACCCCGUCUCAUGACGUCAUCAGGGUGCCAACGUGCGUAACCUGUAUAUGCAACCCGAUAUUAUGUGUGUAACCCUCCAUAAACAUGACAGUAAAUAAGUUUAAUGAGUUCAACUACUCUUCACCUCACCUUGAUGAUCGCCAUAUAGUUUUGUAAACCAUGCUAGUUAUAUUCAAUUUAACGUCAUUUAGCAAAGGAAGUAUUUACAGUUUCUGAAACUCUUAGACCACGAACAGAACAAAAUGUGCCUCACCUUCUGUUUGCAUCUUGGGAUUUGGAUUUGACAAUAAUCGCAAUUUACUGUAGUUGUGCGCCAAUACACACACCAUCAUGGCUGCCGUGUAUUCUAUUUCCAAAGUGUGACGUGAGUCUUACAGGAGUGUGUAACCCACAGCACAUGUGGGGCCCAACAGCCUCUGGGCCUCGCACAUUCCACUCACCAAACAUAUAAAGUUCCAGGGGCUCAGAACGGUGGCUCACUUCUCACACCCCUGUUCCCUACCACUAUAGCACGUCCAUGGGCUGUCCUUGUCCCUGUCUGCCUGUGUACCAACCAGCAGGCUGGCUCCAGCUGGAUGGUUAUUGGAGCCGUGUAUGAGCUCCACCAGAGCCACAUAGUCUACUACUAUUCUGUUUCCUUCCUGCUUAACUGUCUAAUUAACACGGGUCAUUGGUCCAAUAAGCUGAGUUCACUUGUCUGACUGAGAGAAUGAAAAGGGAUGUGUGCUGUACGUGAACUGAGACAUGUAGGCUGUGUUUUUCUUUGUUUCUUUUACGCAGGUCCCCGUACACCGCUGGUAGAUCCCUCCCUCUGUUCUGGUAACACACACACACACACAUACACACACACACACACACACACACAGGACUCCCCUCCACUUUGAGGUGUCCCAUUUCCCAACUACAUCUGGUUCUCAUGUCUGAGGCAGGAUGCAGCCUCAGUCACAGCUGUGCAAUAACAAUGCCGUACAAAGCUACUGGCCCUUGGUUGCCCUUCAACCAAAACUUUGAGAUCACAGAAUCUCUCCUCUGGAAACAGACAUUAACCAUUAGAGGUUGAAAGGCUACACUAGUCCACAGUCAGCAGAUAGAGGUACUUCUAAACUAAAGGUAGGAAAGUUAUGGAGCCUCCCGCAGGUCUUUCGCUGACUCACAGAAAGACCAAAGGCUUUUUUGUCAUGGGAUUUUAUUAGGGGAGAGCAGGGGUGAUGAAAAGAGAGGAGGAAAAAGUGAGAGAGUUGAGGAGAAAGUGGAGUCAAGGAGACAGAGAGAGAGUGAAGGACUACAGUGACAAAGGAAACAGGAGGCAGGGAAGAAAGCACGCCAAAGUGGAGAGAGUUUGUCAAGAUAAAGAGCCAGAGAGAGAGAGUGAGAGAAACAGACAGGCAAGAGAGAGAGAGUGGAAAACAGAUUUAGAGACAGAGAGCAAGAGACAGCGACAGGGAAGGAGUGAAAGAGAGAGGAGAGUGGAGUCAGGUUCAGCCAAGGGUGCUCAUUGGUCUGUGUGUGGGAGAUUCCCGGAGGUAGCUGAGGGAGUUAUCUGGAAGAAAGUUCUCCUCGGAUUACCGCUCGCCAACAGUCGGACGGAUUAGACAUGAUGUGGCUGACUGUGCUCACCCUGCUCCUUUCCCCUCACCUCCCUGCCUCUCUCAAUAUCUCCACAGAACGCACAGACGCAGAGAGCAGAACCAGUCUGAACCAAUCUGAAGCGGACACGGAUGAAUUUUCCGAAACGCUGGUGAAGAACCACAAGGCCCCGGCAGGAGGCAGGGGUCGGGAGGGCUGCUCCGUGCCCUGUGACAUCACAGCCAAGCUACUUCGAGAGGAGAAGCACUCGCUCUGUGGUCACCUGCAGCAGUCUCUGGUAGCUUAUGCGAGGAGCACCAGGAAACUGAUCCGAGAUGUUGUGGAGGAGCAGCAGAGAACCUUGGAGUUUCUAACCAGCCAGGUGACAGAGCUGAUGACCAAGGUGCAGACCCUCAGUUCAGAGGUCCAAAGGAGCAACAGUGAGAUGUACUCCAUCAAGCCUGUCCCGUCUCACGGGAGAGACUGCAGUGACAUUAAAGACAGUCUGGGGCCUGUGGUUCCCAAGAUCCCCAGCGGAAUCUACAUCAUCCACCCGGAGAACACGGAAACUGCCUUCGAGGUGUUCUGUGAGAUGGACUACAUGGGGGGUGGAUGGACAGUGAUGCAGAGAAGGACAGACGGACUGACGGACUUCAAGCGACCCUGGUCAGACUACGCUGAUGGGUUCGGACACCUUCCAGGAGAGCACUGGCUGGGCCUGAGGAAGGCGUUCCACAUCGUUAACCAGAAGGAUGCUCGGUUCCAGCUUCACAUUGCCCUGGUUUCUUACGACGAAACCACCUCCUACGCAUCCUACGACGACUUCCGCUUGGACAACGAGACGCAGUUCUACAGCAUACACCUGGGACGCUAUGCAGGAAGUGCAGGCGACGCGUUCCGCGGCUACGACCAGGAGCAGAACCAAAACACGGCCCCGUUCAGCACGUCGGACGUGGACAACGACGGCUGCUUCCCGUUCUGCGCCAUCGGCAACGAGACGGUGGAGAGCUGCAGUGCUCAGCACCAGCACACGGGCUGGUGGUUCAACCAGUGUGGCCUGGCCAACCUCAACAGCUCCCCCCAGGACGACCCCAGCCGGGGCGGGGACGAGGCGGCCCACAUCCACUGGGACACGUGGACGCGGAGCGGAGUGCCCCACAAGAUCCGCUCGGUCACCAUGAAGAUCCGGAGGAUCACCACAAACAACUGAACGAGGGAGGACGGACGGAAGGAGGGAGAGAGGGGGUGAAAGGAAGAGAGGGAGGACGGAUGCAGUGGACUAACUACCUGCUAGUUUGUUGUCAGCUAAGCUUAGAGCUAAGAUAAAUGGAACCAUGUUUCUCUUUUUUCGGUGAUAACAAUAAAACAAUCUGAA